Molecule: messenger RNA, 1261 nt
Organism: Hevea brasiliensis (rubber tree)
Lineage: Eukaryota; Viridiplantae; Streptophyta; Magnoliopsida; Malpighiales; Euphorbiaceae
Product: E3 ubiquitin-protein ligase AIRP2
Exons: 5
Coding region: 9-1001 (330 amino acids)
Biological process (GO): protein ubiquitination
Molecular function (GO): ubiquitin protein ligase activity
Source: RefSeq, a predicted model, not a curated record
UAAUUGUCAUGACCAAGUUGCCUCAUACACAAGCAGAGCCUCCUUCCAGAAUCUACAGAACUUUCCUUCUCUGGUCUGUAUCUUUGUUCAUCAAUCAAGAAACUUUGAGGAUAGAGUUCACUAACUCUUUCCAAAUUCAGUCCUUGUCUCUUUUUUUCUUUUUCCUCUUUGAUCAUCUCUUCCUGUUCUUCUUUUUCUUGCACAAAAUAUUAGUUCAAAUAAGUUUAGAUUACAUUGGCAAGGGGAUAGAGAUGAUGGAUUAUUAUGAGCUUGCUGCUAGGUCUUCUUACCAGGAGUCCCUCAAGGUUCUUGAGGCUGAUAUCCACCACGCUAAUGUGUUGGCAGCUUCUAUAGCAAGAGGCAAGAGUGGUUCUUGUCUGCAAAUGAAACUGGUUUACAAUCACUUGGCAUCCAUUUGUCUGCUAUUAAUCCAAUGGAUGGAUUGUUCGUGUACAUGUUAUUUAAAUCUUUUCCACAUAGUUUUAUAUCAGGUAUGCUCAGAUGGGAAGCCAAAGAUCUCUUCAUGCAGAAGAAAAGCAACCAUUAGGGAAUUCUAUGCUGUUAUAUUACCAUCACUUCAACGUCUUCACUGUGAUUCAAUGGAGUUGGACAUAACUCGGGAAGAAGGUUGUGUGGAGGUGGUUGUCAAUAAGAGACUAGAGGAUAGGAGGAAAGUUUUGGAUAUGGACUUAGAGAGGGAAGAUGAAUGUGGGAUCUGCUUGGAGCCUUGCACAAAAAUGGUUGUGCCAAGCUGUUGCCACACUAUGUGCGUCAACUGCUACCAUGACUGGAACACAAGAUCAGAAUCUUGCCCAUUUUGCCGGGGAAGUCUGAAAAGAGUGAACUCAGGUGACUUGUGGGUUCUCACAUGCAGUAAGGAUGUGGUUGACACUGAAACUGUGUUAAGAGAGGAUUUGUUGCGAUUCUAUCUUUAUAUAAACAGCUUGCCAAAGGAUAUCCCUGAUGCUUUGUUCUUGGUGUACUACGAGUACCUAAUCUAAACCUCACAUACUAGAAGAUUGAUGUACAGAGGAAAAAUGCUGACCGUGCAUUUACAAAGUCUGGUGAGCUUUCCACGUCAUUGUUAAGAAUACGCUCUAUCAGUGUAAUAGACCUAUUUUCAAUAUUAUAUCUAGAACAUUUUUACAAUAAGUAAUUUUCUUGGAAUGAAUGCAUCUUGCAUUCUUGUGAGAAGCUAAUUAGUCUUGAACUGUAGCAUCGCAAGUUGAAUACUGGCAAGUUGUUGAAUGGGUUUUGAGCA